AGCAGCAAAUCUGUGCUGAGAGCUGCGCAGCCGCCCUGCGCAUCCGUCGUCGGAGGUGGACAGCGCAGCCAUUUCUCUGCCCCUCAUGAAAAACAUGGAGAGGGGGCGACGUUUGUCCACCACGCGCUAACCUGACGUUAGGGAGUCAUGACUUUAGCAGCACACACCGAGGCGGAACUCCCCGUUUGAGAUCCGCGAUCUCCAAACUUUCUCCCAAUUCAACGCCUGCGCAGACAAAACAGGCUCUAUCUUUCUCUCUCUGCCCCUGCAUUUGGCUUAUGUGCCUGUUUGUGUCUGAGCCAUGGAAGGAAAUCUGCAAGGAGGCAGCAGCGACGUCGCAGUAAUGCAUCUGAAGACUGAAGCGGUCGAUGAGAACGCAUCUGCGCUGGUUUUGGGCAGUCAGGAGUCGUCUGCGCCCUGCGGAGACACCGCAUGCAGAGAAGGAGGAGGAGGAGGAGGAGGGGAUCAGACUGCAGAGGAGCUGCAAACAGUCACUACAACCACUCCUGUGCUGCUGUAUUCAGUGAGUACAGACCGUUUCUAUACCACAUCAGGGGAUGGAAAAACUUACCUGAAGAUUGCUCCAGCUUCAGCGAUGCCACCCGCUUCGUCAGAGAAGAUGCUUCCUUCCAGCUCCGACUUUUCCUCCAAAGCUGUUUUGUGUCUGAUUGAGGCCGUUGGGCGCCGCUGGGGCCUGUAUGAGACUCGGGAACGCUCACAGCUCUUCCAGAGCGUUCAGGAGGAAAUGGCUUCCAAGGGGCACGUGCUUCCUGUCGAAAAGAUCCGCCGCAAGUGGAACAACCUUAUUGUCACAUACAAGAGGGUUAAAGACCGCAGCCGGGAGACGGGACAUGCGAAAACAUCCUGGGAGUUCUUUGAUUUGAUGGAUGCCACGCUCUGUGACACCGUCGGCACUCAGAUCAGCAACAACAAAAGAAACAAAACAGGAAACACUGUUACUGCACUGCCCGGUCCUUUGGCAAAGAUUGCUGCAAAACCGCAGGUUCCACAGCCCCCCACCAUCAUACGGCCUAAUUGUGACUUUUCUUCGACUGGUGUUGUGGAGUCAGCAAGUCAGGGAAGCAUCAGCAGCACUGCUGCCAUAACCUCAAUAACUACAGCAACCAUUAGCCCAACAAAUGCUUCAGAGCUCAAGCCCAUGAUAGUCGUCAACAGUGACGUGGUUACAAGCAGUAUUCAUCCAGCCACCGUUGUGCCAUCUUCGUCCUUUAUCUCCUCGCCUUGUUUUACAGAGACAGCUUCUACUUCGCCUUCCCUUGGCUCGUCCAGUAGCACAGACCUCAACGCAUCACGCUACGUGAGCCGCAAAGCUCCGUCGUUCUCACCAGGUGUCAUACCCUUUCGCCUUAGCAAUACACCACUUGGUAACAGUCAGAAUCUCCUUAGUGUCUCUUCGUCUUUCCCCACUACAUCGUCCUGUUUCUCCUCUUCUAUUUCCACCUCAUUGUCUGCAACGGCCUUGCCAGGAGCUGAAGGACUGAGCCAGAAAAGAAACGAGCAGCAAACCAGCACCGCAUUGUUCCAGGAGAUUCUGAAACGACAGGAGGAGCAGGCCUACCUGGAUCGGGUGGCUCGUCGCCGGGUGGAAGCCAGGGAGAAGAGGCGCGAGAGAAGGGAGGUACGGAUGGCGGACUACCUCGGCAGGAUAGCCACAGCGCUGGAGCUGCUCUCCUCCAAACAGGACACAGUCAUUGCCCUUCUGCAGAGACUGGCUGAUCGGAAGUGAUGGAGGGUCAAAGGAUCCCAAAGCAGGAGCUCCCAUCCUUCAUGAAGUUUUUCUCUCCCAAACUUCAUAGAGAUAUUUCUAAAAUCACAUGAACUGCUCACUUUUCUAAACUAAGCGUACAUGAAAUGUUAUUGUUACAUUACAUUAUAGUGCAUUACAGCCUGUUGCACUUAAAUAAAAUUCAUUCUCCUUGAA
Messenger RNA from Scatophagus argus, 1942 nucleotides. RefSeq lists its product as uncharacterized. The record is from RefSeq and is a predicted model, not a curated record. The transcript is spliced from 4 exons. The coding region runs from base 302 to 1747 and encodes 481 amino acids. NCBI's taxonomy places the organism in Eukaryota, Metazoa, Chordata, Actinopteri, Scatophagidae.